AACCUCAAGCUUUGGUUCGUCCGCUCACUCGAAAAACGAGUUUCGCCGCGUGCGGAUUGUCGUCUCUGUGGCUUUCGUAAAACAAAAAAAUACUGCUACUGGUAGCAGUGCUACUGCAAUUCCUACAUCAAUUAUCUCUUUGAACAAAAUAACGCACCAUUAAACAAAUGCAAAGCAACAAAAAUUUGUGUACAAAAUUGUGUAAAAGUGUAAAAAAAAACAUAAUAUUGUUUGUCGUAACUACAAAUAGCGGUCUAUGGUUUGUUUUGAAGCUAUGGGUAAACCCAACAUUAACCGCAACAACAUUAAAUUUGUGUUAUUUUUAAGCCCAUAAUUUAUGGAAAUUAUCAGCAAAAAAUAUAUAUAUUUAUUUUGAAGUCUCUAAAAAAUACAAGAGUAUUUAUUUCCCUCCCUCAAGUACGUGUAAAGUGAGUGUAAAAGUGAGUGCUCCAAUUGGUUUAUAGAACGUGCAAAGAAAACGGUUAAUACCUGAAGCAAACAACACACAAGAAAUCUAACAAAUAGAUGAAGCCCACAUUAAAAUGAAGUUAAAAUUGCCCCCGAGCAGAGCCUGCAUGCUAAUGGAGCUGUAAACAAAGCCCCAGACCAGCCACAGAAUAUUUUAAUGGUACUUCUGAGAAGCUUUUUCCCCCGACAGCACCAGAAGCAGAGGAGGACUGACCCUCUCCCCGCUCUCGUCCCCGCUGAAGCCUCUCUGAAGGACUGGAAGUAAAAGUCGAAAUUGAAAACUCUGAAGGAGAGCUCUCCACCCAAAUCACGUAGUCAAGAACGGGCCAGUGCACACAUCCAUCCAGCCAUCGAGGGAGAAGACGGAGAAACAGCUGCCAGGACACACACACACACACAUCCCAUCGAAGGAGCCAACGGCUUGCUGCAUGCUGGCCAAGCCCCAGAUAGCACACAUCCAAUAGUUUUAGAGCUCCUGCUCCUGCAAACCCCAAUCUCCCUUACGUCCAAAUGUAUGCCGGGCGAGCGACACAAUUUGCCAAAACCAUCAGCAGCAUGGCAUGCAGCAUACAGAAGCAGCCGCAAGCCGCAGGACAGCCCGCAGCCACAGCCAUGACGACGAUGACUACGACGACGACGACGACAGCAACCACCUCAUCCUCAUCCUCGUCGAGCGGUGCACCAGUAGCACCAGCAGCAGCACCAGCCGCAGCAGCAGCAGCAGCCGUAGCAGUAAUAGUUCCUGAUGUCCGACGUGGAGGCGGUUCCAGUGGAGCGGGCACUGUGCCCUCCACACCGAAAUCAAGCAAGACAUCGGCCCAGCCGAGGGGCUCGCUGCCAACGGAUGUAAAUCAGCCCCCGUUGGAAUUUCAAUGGCCACCGCCGGUGCCUGUUUCGACGCACACAAGCAACUUGCGCCUGAACAUGAUGAAUCAGGACCCAAAGGACCUGCACACAGCAAGGGCCAUCAUCGAGGAGCUGCGCUCCAAAGUGCGCUUUCAAACAGAGCACAUCAUGAAGUGGCGCAAGGCGUACGCCAUGCAGGUACAGCAGCACUAUCGCUAUCAGAAGGAGAAAUCCGAUCAGAUGAACUCCCUGACCUCCCAGCUGCUGCUCUUGGAGUCCCGCCUGAAGCGAAAGCAGAAACAGAUCGCCAGCCUCCUCAACCAUCGAGAGCUGACAAUCGCACGCCAGCAGAAGGUCAUCGAUACGCUGUCCUCGCGGCUGGUGGAUCACGGACUGGAGACGAUCGAUGCGAGCUAUGCCAACGAGUUGGACUCCCUGAACGACUCGGAUUCGGCGGUGGUGCUGGAGGACAUUGAUUCGGACAGCACCAUGACAUUGGGCACGCGACGGAGGAGCAGUGGAGGCGGUGGAGUGCUGGGAAGCGAUGGCAUCACUAUAGUCCGUUCGAUAUCUGAUGCAAUUGAAACGAAUCUGAACAAAUAUGGAGCUGCACGGCGGAACAAUUGCUUCUUGCGACGUCCUGACAUCCUGGAGACGGUUUAUUCGGUGGAAGAGGACCCCGAACCCACACCCGAUGUGGCGGAGAAGCGGGACAAAUUCAAGAAUCGGUCGGACAAGGCCUUGAGCUCCAGCUCCACCGAGGGACAAAUCGAUGGCGUCAGCCCCACGGCGGCUGCCAGCGCAGAAAAAGCCAAAGAGUCGUCGAUGAGUGUGGAUGGAGGAGGAGGCCCUGCGAUUCCGCGUCGACAGCUGGGAGCCCUGAAGCGAUCCCCCAGCCACGAUGCCCCGUGCACCACAGUGAGUGUCAAAGUGCCACAGUUACAGCCGACGGCACAGCAGCCACAGCAGGAGCCGCUCAAUGGCAAGAAUCAGGUACUCUCCUACAAUCGUGUGAUGUUGAACCAUCGAUCGGUGACCAAGCCCAAGGACGUCAAAUACAAGCGCAUCAACAAGGCCAAGUCCAAGAGCCUCGAAGAGCUGCGUGGGCGACUAAAGAAUCUGGUGGAACGACCGCCCGGACUGGAGGGUGGCUACCCCUCGGGCAUGAUGCCACAGACGGCACAGUCGUAUGCGUGACAUUCGCCACAGCAGCCAGACGAUGGCCCCAAGAAGCCCAGGCAGCAGGAGCAGAUGGAAACCGAAGAACGUAGGGGCUCUGCCACUCCGAUAGCGGCGACGCCGUCAGAGCCGGAGGCAAGUGGUGGCAGGCAUGGCUGUCCCAAGCGUUCAAUGACCCUGCCACGGAUACUAAUGCCCCAGGCGACCAGCAGCAGUAGCGGCAGCGGCAGCGGGGGCAGUGGCAGUGGCAGUGGUGGGCGUGGCAGUUUCUAGCAAUUAAAGAAAUUUUUCAUACGCAAUUGUGAUAAAAAGUGAAACAGUUUUUCCUUCUACUAUCUUUUGUUAUUCCUCUUUUAGGGAAGAUAUAUUCCGAAUGUAUCUUUUAGUGGAUGGAUUCGUCCUUGAAGGGCAUAUCUUCUAAAUGUAUCUUUCAGUGAAUAAAUCGCUCUUUGAGGAGGCUAUACAUUGAUUGUAUCCUCCCCUUCAAAGGGGUUUAUCGUUUUAAAGAUAUACUCUAUCUUUCAGUUGCUUUUAAAUACACGAUUCUCUGUUGUAACAUUUGUUUCCUUCGGAUGCCUCCGGCUAUCCUUUGCUCAGUUCUUCACAAAAACUCUGCAUUUAAUUUAGUCUUAGUUUUUAUUUGUAACAAAACGGAACUGCAUUUUUGACUUAACAUUUAUUAUGUAUAAUUUUCACACACAAAUAAAUCACACACUAAAAUAAACAACAACAUACAUAUUCUCUGUCUAUUAUUUUCCCGGAAAACAAGAAGCGUAUGAAAAAUUUCAUCGUAUGAAGUGUUUAAGUGGAAAUGUAAGUGUUUUAUCCUAUAAGGAAGAGAAGGUGGCUAUGGUCUGUGACAUAAUCUGCUUUGAGGACAAUAUUCCCAAUGAAAUAAAAUCCAAAAAGUUCAAAAGUAAAGAGAUCCCCUCAAAAGUUGAAGGAAGGUAUAAGUAAGAGCCGGCUUCAGCUUCAGUUCCAGGCAAAGGAAGGGCCGUCGCGAUGUGGGUGAAAAGUAGGCUAGCUAAAGGAUACUACAACAAAUAUACCUAUUACAUAUAGAACAUGUACUAGUUCUAGUUAGAAACCUAAGUGAAAAUGUAUUCGUGUCGAUAUUCGUAUAACUUUUGCAGAGAUCAGAUCGUAGAUGCAUAUACAGAGCAUAUUUUCAGCUUGAGAUAAAGAUACUAUCAGCUUGUAUCAGUGUGGCAGUGUCUAUAGAUACAGAUACAUUCCAACCACUUUGCAGUACCGCUUUUCAAAAUGUAGAAAUUCUCACCCCCAAAAAUAGUUUCCCUUUCCCCCUCUUUGGAUAUCUCAGAAUUUAGUUUGUAAGCUCUACUCCAUGGACUGUCUUCUAGAUAACAGAAUUUAAAAUAUGAAUAUGAAUAUAUAUUUUCUUACUAACAAAAAGCAUACUAACUAUUUUUACAUUAAUUACUAAAUAAAAUAUAUAGCUGUAAGAACACAUUAAACACAUAUUUAAGAGUUAUUUUUGUGUUGACUUUUGGAUUAUUAUUUUUCGAUUAUUAUGAACUCUGGGGGAAACCGAACCCCCAAGAGCAAGACGUCAGAUGUACCUU
Drosophila pseudoobscura is the source of this 4076-nucleotide messenger RNA. RefSeq lists its product as uncharacterized. The record is from RefSeq and is a predicted model, not a curated record. Lineage: Eukaryota; Metazoa; Arthropoda; Insecta; Diptera; Drosophilidae. The transcript is spliced from 6 exons. Bases 979 to 2511 code for a protein of 510 amino acids.